GUGAAAUAACUAUCACAUUUUCGACUAACGAAAUGUAAACGUAGUCCUAAACAGUGGGGAUUACUGAUAGUUAUUUAAGUGUCAGUUGUUGUUUUUUUCCGUUCGGUUUUUUUUUUUUUUCGGUGGGCCUGAUUCGACUUGGCUGCCAGUAGGUGAUCACCGCCCUGAUAAUAAAACAGUUGAAUGCAGUAAUAACAAGAUAACACAGCAUCACUACAGGGUGGUAAUCAUAAAAUAAAUAUUAAAAAUCUAAAUUAAAUUAACUUAAAUAAAAAGAUACAAAAGAAUAUUUACUUAAAAAUAAAUGUAAUUUUGAAUCAAAAUACAUAAAAAAAGUUACAUUUAGUUCAUAGGGACACAAGAUCUGCUGGUGUGGUGUGCCUGCGUGCGUGUGCAUCAUUGUUUAAGUGCCAGUUUAAAAUAGUCCACUUCUGAAAUGUGAUAUUUUGGGGUGUUUCCACUCCUCCUCCUCCUCCUUCUUCUCCCUAAAAUAACCUCCUCCAAAGACUACAAACGCACACACACACGCAGACUCAAACACGCUGCAGCACUGGACAGUGUGUGCAGAAUGUGUGAAUGCAUAUGAAUGAAGCGGCUGUGAUAAUCUUACAGAUAUUUUGGAUCUUCUCCUGUCACUGGCACGGGACCAAAGCUGAGGUAAGUUCAUCCACACACCAUUAUCCAACUGCUGUGUCCUGAUGCAUGGGUUACAGUCCAAGCCGUCAACAAAACCACACCUGAUUGGUUCAAUCCCCAAAUCAGUGUAGGGCUGAAAUAAAGGACUCUGAACUGGUUCAAAUGUUUUCCCAGAAUUCUAACUAUGUGAGACUUUAACUCUUUUAAACUUGGCCUACAUGAAGUGAGGAAAUACUGUGCAAGUCUUUAUUGGGCAGACCUUAAUGUGACCCAUGAAGUGUUCUAAACAGAACAAGGGCUAAAAUGACCCUAAUCCAACAGAAAUAAAAUAAAAUAAAAUAAUGGGAAUCACAUUGGGAUUUAUUUGUUUACAAUUUAGUUAGCCUUCUACCCUGAUUAUCAGUUGUCCUGCUGGUCCUCAAAUGUAACUUCCUGCAUCAGGAAAAUGGGAUUGAAUGUAUCCAAUUGUUACUUGUGUUGUGGGCCUAUUCACUAGAACAUCAAUAACCUGCCUGUAUGGACUUAUCUGUGCAGAACUUGUUUCAAGUAGGACAUUAAAAUUACCAGCUGCUAUUUACAGAUUUUGGUGUGGCUUCUUUUUUAGGGUAGGGUUGGGGGGGGGGCGGGGUUGCUAAAGAACAGGUGGUGAAGAGGCAGUGCUCGCUGUUCCGCCGACCUCUGGGUCUGCGUGGUUGUUUCUAGAAUUUUUCGGGUUUCAUGUACAUGUGCAUUUCCUGUAGUGAAAGCACACUGUUGUUCCUCCUCGCCAGUUCCCAGAAUGAUGAUGAUAAGCGAUGACUGUCUGGUGGAGUGUAAGAUCAGCGAUGACAGUGAUGAAGAUGAACGAGCAGGAGGAGAACACAGGAGCACUCCACAUCCUCCUCCUCCUCCAGAGUUCAGGUCCAAGGCCCCGACCCCGGCCCCUAAACCUCCAACACCUCCCGCUGCUGUCCCUCCCUCUGUUACACCAACGUCUACACCCACACUGACCACUGCUGUCAGCAGAGACCCUCACGGUAUCAACAAGCACUUACAGCUGGACGUCAGCGAUAUUCUUGCCGAACCUGCCGCUCCUCGUAGCUUGGACAAGGUGUGGUCCUACAGCAUCGCAGCGUUCCAGGAGGCUCGUUUCUGGACUUACCUCCUCCUCACCACGCUGCUGGCUGUUCCAAUGGCUUUUCUCUGUGGACUUUUCCUGGCUGUUCUGGCUGCUCUACACGUGUGGUUUGUGGUUCCCUGCGUGCAGCUGAGCAACACCUUUCUACCAUGUCUUACGUCUGUGUGGACAUGUGCGGUUGAUGACGUCAUUUCGCCCCUCUGCUCGUCACUGGCGCUCUGCUGCAGCCAAAUUGCGAUUUCACUGUCUAACAAAGACUGGCGUCCAGUAAAGGACAAAGACGCUGCUUUGGUGUAGGAUCUAACAAUGAUCGACUGACCAAAAAAAGAAAUCACAGAACGGUCUGAAGCUGUUGGUUGGACAGAAGACCAGAAUGGGCUCUGCUAGUUUGGAUGGCUUCUAGAUUAGAUUAGAUUGGACUGGACUGGACUGGACAAGACAAGACAAUAUUAGGUUAGAUUAGAUUAGAUGUAAGUGUAACCUGUAGCGGCAGUCAUACUGCAGCACUAACUGCUGUCAUAACCACAUCCAAUCACAGAACCUAAUUUGAAUUGCAGCAACUUCUUAUUUUCACACCAAAGAUGCACUAAGUAGUACUACCUACUACCUAAAACCAUAUCAACCAUCUGGUUACAAAUGGCAUCAUUCUUAUCACGUUUUUGUAAAGAUUGUAGCUACAGUUCUUCAACUAAUUCCCAGUAUGUGCAUAAUACAUGCACUGAUGUAGAUUAUAUAUAUUUUUUAUUUUGUUAUUACCCUAGUUUACUUCAGUGUGGUGACCAGUUACUACAUAUCUGCUUUGUUUUUUCAUAUAAAUAUUUUAAUGUUCUUUUUUAUUGGAAAAAAUAAUAAUUAAAAAUAAUAAUAAAAAUGAAUAAAGAUCUCAGUUUAAAACCAGAAGAUUCUUCUUUAAAUUGCUAUAAAAAAAGCAUAAAAGGAAGUGCUUUAAUGCUACCAUACAAACCAAACUCUUACAAAACAAAACCUGUUAUACAACUGUUAAUGUUGGUGUUUGAGUCACACAAUAAUAAAAAGUGCCCUACAGAGGGUGAGGCAAAGAAUGUCAGAGUCUUGAUAUUAGGAGAGGAAAAUGAACUAAGCCAAAUGUUAGAUAACAUUUUGAGGUCACAUUUGUUCAGUCACAUUCCAUUCUUCCCAUGCACCUGGAUUUGUGGGUCUAAAUUUUUGACUUUGGGCUAAUUUUUAAAAAAUUAAAAUUGAAAGUAAAUUGUAAUUAUUUAAAAUGAUUUAAAUUAUUAAAACUAUAUCGGGCUAUUUUAAGAACUGUUAUAAGUGCAGUUAUUAUUCUAUUCUUGAACAUUUUACCUCAAUUAGCAUAAAUAAUCUCCAUUUUAUCAAUUCUGGUAAUUAUAUUUUUGGUAUUUGAAUUUUUCCCUGUAGAAAAAUACAACCAAAUUUCGAAAAAUAAAUAAAUUAUCGCACUAAAUGUUCUUG
Messenger RNA from Cynoglossus semilaevis (tongue sole), 3208 nucleotides. It is a transcript of the gene cav4b, whose product is annotated as caveolin 4b. The transcript has 3 exons. Gene Ontology annotation, cellular component: caveola; focal adhesion; sarcolemma. The record is from RefSeq and is a predicted model, not a curated record. The coding region runs from base 1415 to 2050 and encodes 211 amino acids. Gene Ontology annotation, biological process: regulation of cytosolic calcium ion concentration; cell differentiation; caveola assembly. NCBI's taxonomy places the organism in Eukaryota, Metazoa, Chordata, Actinopteri, Pleuronectiformes, Cynoglossidae. Gene Ontology annotation, molecular function: molecular adaptor activity.